Zingiber officinale is the source of this 1455-nucleotide messenger RNA. Its product is annotated as peroxidase 30-like. The record is from RefSeq and is a predicted model, not a curated record. Bases 620 to 1225 code for a protein of 201 amino acids. Gene Ontology annotation, molecular function: heme binding; peroxidase activity. Gene Ontology annotation, biological process: response to oxidative stress. Lineage: Eukaryota; Viridiplantae; Streptophyta; Magnoliopsida; Zingiberales; Zingiberaceae. The transcript is spliced from 4 exons.
CAGGUUCUCUGGCCUAUAGAUGAUGAUUGGUACAAGGGUUCCAUCACGGAGUACAAUUCAGACACCAAGCAUCAUAGAAAAUGAAGGAUUUAUGUUGGAAAUGUGGUGUCCCCAACUUAGAGAAGAAAGGCCUCAAUUACAAUGAAUUGCUGGCUUUAGCACUUAACUUUCAUGAUUGUCAAGGUCUUGAACCAGGUGAACUUGUAUGGGCAAAACUUACAGGUAUGUGUAAAUUUAUGGUGUAGUUAUCUUAUAUGUUUCUUGCUGAUGACAAAUUAGGUAUUUUUAUAUGCAGUAAAUUGAUUGAACUUUGAAAAUAUUUUCUUUAUGAUUAUCUUCAUAAUUAUUUAAAAUGUUAGUAUUGUAGAUGUUGGGAUUAAAUUUGAUGAAAGUUCUCGACACUAUUUCAUAAGGAUGUUAAAUACGUAAUGUUAAAUAUGAAAAAUCGUUGAAAUCAAUAGUAUUUUCUAUAAUUAUUUUCUUUGUAGUCAUUAUACCUCACCAGUUGCUCGCUAGCUGGCGGAGGCCAUCAUCUUCUCCGACGUGCAGCAGGCUGUGGCUGACGUCGCCCGCAUGGCAGCCUCCCUCCUCCGCCUCCACUUCCACGACUGCUUAGUCAAUGGUUGCGACGCGUUGGUGCUUUGGACGACACGGCGGAGAUGGUGGGGUAGAAGACGGUGAGGCCGAACGAGAACUCGGUGAGGGGCUUCGACGUGUACGUGGCGGAGGGGAUCAAGGAGGAGAGAUGGCCUGCCCGGAGACGGUUUCCUGCGCCGAUCUCCUCGCCAUCGCUGCCCGAGACUCUGUUCUUUUGUCGGGAGGACCGACAUGGCCGGUGCAGGUCGGCCGGAGGGACCGCACCGUUGCUAGCUGGUCCUUGGCCACCACCAGCCUCCCAUCUCCGACGUUUGGCGUCGCCACCCUGCUCCAAAAGUUUGAAAACGUCGGCCUCUCUGCCACGGACAUGGUCGCGCUCUCCGGCGCCCACAUGCACCAUCGGCAAGGCCCCCUGCUCCACGUUCGCCUCCCGCCUCGCCGGCGCAGGAGAUCGCAUCUUCCUUCAGUCCCUGCAGCAUCUCUGUUCUGGAUCGACGUUGUCGAAUGGGACGACGACGAUAGCCUCGUCGUUGGUCCACCUCGAUGUGGGCUCGCCAGCGAGGGGCUGCUUCUGUCAAACCAGGCCCUGGUAGGGGAAGCAGGCGAGGUGGGCGUGCUCGCAAAUUAAGGCCUACGCCGCAGACGAGGCGCUAGCUGUUCUUCAAGGACUUCGCGACCUCGAUGGGGGGAGGCUGGCGCCGCCAGCGGGCAGACCCGGCGAGAGGUUCGCAAAAGUUGCCAGGCAGUCAACUCUUAAUUAGCUUAAGCACUAUAUAUAUAGCAUUAAUUAUCAUAACUUAAUCAUGAUGAUUAAUUAACUAAUCACUAUAAUUAUAUUAUGCUAGCGUCUUAAGGGCA